UAUGCGACAAGCACUUUGUUUUCCACAAAGUGAUACUAAAUGUCGACUUAUCCUUUACUAGAGUAUGUAUCAUUGUUUUGUGUACACCUCAUAUUGCCUUUCUUCACUCUUCCUACUCAAUUGAACACUUGAAUCAUAACACUCAACCAGUCUCUCUUUCUCUCUCCUCUCUUUCUCUCUCCAUAUAACACUAUAUAUAUAGAUGAAUAACCCAAGCCAAAUUAGUGCCAAAACUGAAGAAAGAAAAAUAUAAUAUUAAGGAAAUAUCUCUCUUGCUUAUUGUUGAGAAGUAAAAUUAUGGGAGAUGAUAUCGGAAGUCAUGAAAAUCUACCUCCUGGAUUUAGAUUCUGCCCAACAGAUGAAGAACUAGUCCUUCACUUUCUAUAUCAUAAAGUGUUUCUCUUGCCAUGCCACCCCAAUAUAAUUCCUGAUAUUGACAUUUGUCUUCAUGAUCCUUGGGAACUCAAUGGCAUGGCACUGUCCAGCGGAAAUGUGCACUACUUCUUUAGCAAAGUCAAACAAGAUAGAGUAACCGCAAAUGGGUUUUGGAAAGAAUUAGAUAUAGAUGAGCCUAUAUUCACUAGCUCCGGUAACAAAGUGGGAGUGAAGAAAUACCUUGUUUUCUACAUUAAUGGUGAAUCUGAAACCAAUUGGGUUAUGGAAGAGUUCAAUCUCUGCCACAACUCCUUCACUACUACUACUGCCGCCGCCGCCGCCGCCCCAGCUGCUUACAACAAAAGACAAAGGAAACAAAAACUAAUGGACUGCAUAUGGGUUUUAUGUCGAGUUCAUGAAAGAAAGGAUAUUACUGAUAAUUCUCGACAAACUUUCUGCCAUGACGAUGACGAUGGAACCGAGCUGUCCUGCCUUGAUGAAGUGUUUUUCUCUUUACUAGAUGAUGAUCUUGAGGAAAUUAGUCUGCAACGUUAACUUGAAUAUAUAUAUAUAUAUAUAUAUAUUUAUAUAUUUAUAUAUAUAACAAUGGACGUUAUAUCUCUAUUAUGUAUAUACGUGAUCUUACGUAUCCACAAAUAUUUCCCACUUAUAUACUGUUGUAAAUGCGCUCAAAUAAGAUAUAUAUGUACGCACCUUAUGAGUGUGUGGCCUUGUUAUUGUCGUAUACACCUUCAUGUAUGAGUCUUUUUCUCAUCUUUCGUGUGUAAACUAGCAUAUAUAAAAAUAUGCAGUUACAGAAUAUGUGUAUACAUUAUAUAUAUGUAUAUAUACAUG
Morus notabilis is the source of this 1230-nucleotide messenger RNA. Its product is annotated as NAC domain-containing protein 104. The coding region runs from base 298 to 930 and encodes 210 amino acids. Gene Ontology annotation, molecular function: DNA binding. Gene Ontology annotation, biological process: regulation of DNA-templated transcription; system development. The transcript has 3 exons. The record is from RefSeq and is a predicted model, not a curated record. Lineage: Eukaryota; Viridiplantae; Streptophyta; Magnoliopsida; Rosales; Moraceae.